GCAUAUAAGCAAACCAUACAUUGCUAGAGACCCAUAGGAAAUAGAGAGCUCUCAUUGGUCCUAUUACAUUUGUGAUAACAUGAUAAAAUUAUCAAUAUUUUCAAAUUUUAUGCUUUUUCUAAUUAGAAUAGAUUUGUUAAUUAACAUUUUUAAUUAUUUAAUAAAAUGAUUUACCCACCAUCAUUUAAAUAUGAAAUUGUCAAAGAUGACAAUGUAAAUAUAACUUUAAGAUGUGAUGUGAAAUCUAUGGAAGACAUCAAUGUGUGGGUUGCUGAGUUUGGUAAAAUAAAUUAUUUAAAUUGGAACGUUAGAACUAGUGUUCCAAAUGGGCAGCGAAUUGUGUGUUCAAAAAACUUUGUUUGUCAACAUAGUGGAUUUCAGAAGCCUAGUAUAUCUGAAAAUCAAAAAGGAAUUUCGAAAAAUGCUGAAUGUCCAGCUAAGGUUAAGGCUGUUAUUAAACUGGACACAGUAUCUACAAGGAAGAAAGAUCCAUUUAUUAAGGUAUUUAUAAAUUCAAUUAAACUCAUAAUUAAUUUUUUUGUCUUUUUGUUUAGCUUGUGAAUUUGUCCAGAUCAUCUAUGGUAAUAUAUUAUUCUGAUACUAUUUUCAUUUUAAUUUUCACAAUUAGUUUUUUUUUUUUGCAGACUCCAAAUAUGUGUUAAAUUUGUGAAAUAAAAAUGAAUUCUACAUUUUUACAGAUUGAUUGACAAGUCAUAGUAAACAAUUUAUGUUAUGUCUGUCUGAUAAAAAUAAAUUGGUACUUUAAA
Molecule: messenger RNA, 767 nt
Organism: Metopolophium dirhodum (rose-grain aphid)
Lineage: Eukaryota; Metazoa; Arthropoda; Insecta; Hemiptera; Aphididae
Exons: 2
Coding region: 166-561 (131 amino acids)
Source: RefSeq, a predicted model, not a curated record